Molecule: messenger RNA, 1349 nt
Organism: Nymphaea colorata (pocket water lily)
Lineage: Eukaryota; Viridiplantae; Streptophyta; Magnoliopsida; Nymphaeales; Nymphaeaceae
Product: methylesterase 17-like
Exons: 4
Coding region: 146-1015 (289 amino acids)
Biological process (GO): jasmonic acid metabolic process; salicylic acid metabolic process
Molecular function (GO): methyl indole-3-acetate esterase activity; methyl salicylate esterase activity; methyl jasmonate esterase activity
Source: RefSeq, a predicted model, not a curated record
GGGAAGAUUAAAUGCAUCUUUCUCUCUCACCUCCUUAAAUAGAGAUACAACAGCAGGCAGUGUCAUAACAGAGGAGUCACCUUUCCUCAUUGAAUCCGUAACCUUCUUCUUCAUCUAUUCGUCUUCUUCUUCAUCAUCUCAGUUGAUGGAUAAGUGGAGGCUUCCGUUGACGUGCCUCUGCUUCUUGGCGCCUGCGCUCGCCUUGAUGGUGGCGGCGGUGGAAGCAGCGCCGCCGGCAGUGAAGGCUCCCGCCGCUGCUGCUGCUGCACGUCACUACGUUCUGGUGCACGGCUCCGGUCACGGUGCCUGGUGCUGGUACAAGGUCCACAACCUGCUGCGUCGGGCCGGGCAGAAAGUCACGGCUCUCGAUCUCACCAGUGCCGGAAUCAGCCCCAUCGAUCCCAACUCCGUCCUCACCUUCCCCUACUACAACAAGCCCCUCAUCGAUUUCCUCGCUUCCCUCCCUCCCAAUGAAAAGGUUGUGUUGGUAGGCCAUAGCGCCGGCGGCCUAAGCUUGACUCAUGCCAUUCACAUGUUUGGGCCCAAGAAGAUCAGUGCCGCCGUGUACGCUGGUGCAGUCAUGCUCAGAUCAGGGUUCAUAACUCGGGAAGACCUGGCAAUUGGUUUCCCAAACAUAAGUGAAGCAGUGAGAUUAGGGUUUGGACAAGCACCAGACAGGUCUAUCAUGAUGACAAGCUUCGCAUUUCUGCCCAAGUAUCUGCGCAAAGUUCUUUAUAACAGAAGUCCAGAGGAGGAUAUCGUGCUUGCUUCUGCACUGCUGAAGCCUGCACCAGGCCAUGCAAUGCUGGCAGCAAGGUUCAACAGCAGUGGUGUUGAUGUUGAUGGGGUUCCUAGGGUUUACGUGAAGACAAUGAUGGACAGAGUGUUCAAGCAGGAGGUGCAAGAUGCCAUGAUCAAGAAAUGGCCUCCCCACAAGGUGGUGGCCCUCAAUUCUGACCACUGCCUCUUCUUCUCAGCACCAGAGCAAUUUACAGAAGUAUUGCUGAAAGUCUAGAGCUCAGCCGAGAUCAAUCUUAGAACAAGAUUUAAGAGAACCAUGUCUUUAUCUUUAUCUGAGAUUGUAGUGCCCCUUUGCUUUUAUCUGAGAUUGUAUUGCUGAAGAUCUAGAGCUCAGUCAGAUCCAUCUCAAUCCUGAGAAGCAUAUUUUUAUCCUUUUUUCUGAGAUUGUAGCAGAACAAUAAAGAUUGUAGUGCCCCAUUUGAGUUUUUUCCUGGGUAUUUUAGUAUUGUCCCCGAUCUGCUUUAUCUUGCUCAUUCUGCUGUUUUGAUAAUAAGCAUGAGUGUUUGAGAAGAACAUUUUGGGAAAAUAAUCAAGAAAAUCUGGAUGUA